This is a messenger RNA of Trematosphaeria pertusa, 514 nucleotides long. RefSeq lists its product as uncharacterized. The transcript has 2 exons. The record is from RefSeq and is a predicted model, not a curated record. Lineage: Eukaryota; Fungi; Ascomycota; Dothideomycetes; Pleosporales; Trematosphaeriaceae. Bases 155 to 514 code for a protein of 119 amino acids.
ACGUAACCCACCCACCACUGCACUACACCUCCAUCAGCACCACCACCCUACAACAACAUCCAAAUUUCAGACCACACAAUAACACCCCAAACCCUUCUCCCAAAUACUCCCCCUUCAUUAAAUCUUCACCCGCCUACAGACUACAGAACACAUAAUGACCAGCCUCACCGGCCAAGAAUCCUCCGCCAACCAACCCGACCUCCCCAUCAACCCCGGCACAACAACCAACACCGGCGGCAAACCAGGGAAAGACGACCCCAGCGUACCCUUUAAAGUCGGCAAAGAAUCUUCUUCUUCUGGAGGCCUCGACGUGGGCAGAAUCGAUAAAGCCGACGCAGCAACUUCCAACGCCUCCGGCACCUCUGAGCAGCGCUGCGGCGAAGAUCUCGCGUUCCAGCAGGAGGCGGGGGAGAAGGGGUAUGUGGGGCCGAAGACGGGGAGUGAGAGCCUGGUUGAGAGUAUUGAGCGGAGUGUGCAUGAGAGGGGGGAGGGGGAGCAUUCGCGGGAGAUGUGA